GUUUGGUAUAUAGAUGGUGGAAUUCAAACUUUAGAUAUUUGUGAAAUUUGCUGGGAAGACAAAACAUGAAUAAAGAAAACAUUAAGGGUAAGAUAUGCAGCUUGUGCCAGCAAAAGUUCAAAGGACGUUCCAUGAUAAAACGCUACAAAGUGCAUGAUGGAGAUGAAACCUUUCAGUGCCGCAAAUGUGAUGAGUGUUAUUCAAUAUGCAGGCUAUGUAAGCGGCAGUACGAGUAUGGUACUAAGAAAGAACAUUACAAGAUUCAUUUUGGAGACAAACCGUUACAGUGCCGUAAAUGCGGUAUCUGUUUCUCGCGCUUGGACAGUUUGAUGCGGCAUAUCAGGAGAGAAAUAAAAGGAAAACAAUUCAAAUGUUCAACAUGUGACCUAAUGUUUUCCACGGAGGUCCAGCGCGACACACACCAGAAUAAGCAUUUAGGGUACGUGGACAAAACCUAUUCAUGCGAGCACUGCCCAAGGACCUUUACACAGAGCAACCUGUUCAAGAUGCAUAUGAACAAUGCACAUAACGACAAGCCAAAGGAACACGUUUGUAAAGUUUGUAACAAAGUGUUUGCUAACAGCUUUAGCCUGAAGAGUCACAAGACAGUUCACACCGGAGAAAAACCCCACAAGUGUGAAACCUGUGGCGCCAAUUUUACCCAAUCACAUUCUUUACGUCGUCACCAGCUUAUACAUAGUGGAGAGAAGCCGUUUAAAUGCUCCGUGUGCAACAAGUCCUUUAACCAAUUAGACACAUUGAAAAGGCACGAAGAGAUACACACUGGCGAGAAUUCUUACAAGUGUUCCCAGUGCAAGAUCGUUUUCAGUCAAAAAGCUGCUUUGAAACUUCACCAAAGAAAGGAGCACAAGUGAAUAAACUAAAACGUUUAAAAAAGUAAAACAUUUUGGUUUUAUUUUGAUGACUUUUGCGCCCUGUAUAUAGACAACGGUUACGGACCCAUCUUAUUAUAACUAUAUUCCUAUAAUUUCAACUAAGUUAGACUUCUGCCAAAUACUUGUUAUUGUCUGUAGUACUUCAAUCUGGUACAUUCUAAACCACAGAGCAUUGUUUGUGAUUUGAAUUAAGUUGUUUGUCGUUUUCAGAAAUAAAACAAAC
Molecule: messenger RNA, 1119 nt
Organism: Ciona intestinalis (vase tunicate)
Lineage: Eukaryota; Metazoa; Chordata; Ascidiacea; Phlebobranchia; Cionidae
Source: RefSeq